This is a messenger RNA of Lacerta agilis (Sand lizard), 2805 nucleotides long. It is a transcript of the gene APBA3, whose product is annotated as amyloid beta precursor protein binding family A member 3. Gene Ontology annotation, cellular component: dendritic spine; cytoplasm; plasma membrane. Gene Ontology annotation, molecular function: amyloid-beta binding; protein binding. Lineage: Eukaryota; Metazoa; Chordata; Lepidosauria; Squamata; Lacertidae. The coding region runs from base 110 to 2644 and encodes 844 amino acids. The record is from RefSeq and is a predicted model, not a curated record. Gene Ontology annotation, biological process: chemical synaptic transmission. The transcript has 12 exons.
AAAGGACCCAACAGGAAGAAAAGAAGUUCAGAGAAAGGAUUUGCAAGUUGCACGUUUGCAGGCUGGGGUAGGACAACAACAACAGCAACAAACAAUGCCCUGACCCGGAAUGAGCGGGCCGGAUCCUGCUUGCAAAAGCACCAAAACCUGCAAGUUUGCAAAGCUCCUCUUCUUCUGGUCGUUAAUCCUCUGCAGCAACAACAAAAAACUUUUCCAGAAAUGUAGGGCUAUUCCUUCCCCCGGAAGACCCACCAUGACCGACAGCGAGAUGGACUUCAAGUCGGAGGCGAUCUUGGUGACCGGCACCGGCACGGACCCCCCAGAGACCCUCUCCAUGGACUUAGAGGAGGGCCCGGCGACAGACCCGGGUGCCCCUGGAAAACCCCGAAAAGAAACUCCUUCCGACUGGGAGCAACCCAGUCCCUCUCCCGGAAGUCUGCAAGCCCCCGUUCCAAAAGCAGACUCCAGGAUCUGCGAUCCGGCGGCGCCCGAGACCCAGAGCGGCUCAGAUAUUGCCGAGGGAUCCGGUUGGCUUUUGAAUCCACCAGAUUCCAGCCCCCAAGGUUACAAGCAAGCGGUCGACGAGGGCUGCAGACAGUUCAGAACCGACUGCGAAACGAGGCCUCUGGUUUCUCAGAGCGGGGGCUUGAUGGAGGCGUCUCCCGAACCCGUGGCCGGGGAGCCCGGCUGGACGCCGGGCCCCCAAGAAGAAGCCCUGGGGGGAAGCGACCCGGAGCCCGCAGCCGGCGCAGACCCGGCCGAGCUUCUCGUAGAAAUGGAAGACGCGGACAUCGCCCAGGAGGGAGAGUCCGAUCACCUGCAUCUCCACGGCCUCCUGACCCGCCUGCAGCGACUGAGCCCCAGUUUCGAGGACCGGUCGCCCACCUCCGAAGACGGGCUGCUGCCUGCCUCCGACGGCGAGGAAGGCCGCGUUUCCGAAGGAGACGGUGACCCUCUUCUGUCUCCCGGAGAGUGCCGGGGGCCGCCGGGGGCCUGCGCCCCUUGCCCGCUCCACAUCGCCACAGGGCAUGGGUUGGGGGUCCCGCCGCACUCGCGGAGGGGAAAAGGGCUGCUGUCGGUGGAGGUCGAGAGCGAAGAUCUCCUCAGCCUCCUGCGCUACGAACGGGGGCCCCCUGCCGAGGCGGGUGCCGAGACACCCUUGGCUCGCUCGGACGCAGUGGCCGGGAGCAGCCGCCCCGGGGGAAUGGGCCCGGGGGAAUUGGCCUCGGACAGGGCUCAGGGGGAAGGCCCCCGCCGGUGCAAGGAGCCCCUCUCCUCCUCCUCUGAUUCUGUUUUGGGGGGAUCUUCCCCGGAGCCGAGCUGGAGGCGGCCGGCACCGGGAUCCGGCCGCGAGGAAGAGGCGUCCUGCUCUUCAGAUGUGGCGGUAACUGCCGCAUUCUGGAUUACAAAGCGACAUUCAAAGGAGGAUGUAACCGACCCCGACCCUCUUGUUUCCCUCUUUGAACAGGAUAAAGCGGAUUUGUCGUCCUUGCCGACUUACAAGGAAGUCCCAGGCCCCUGCGAGCCCGAAGAUCUGCUGGACGGCGUGAUCUUCGGGGCCAAGUACCUGGGCUCCACGCAGCUGGUCUCGGAGAGGAACCCCCCCACCCACGUCCGCAUGGCCCAAGCUCAGAAAGCCGUGGACAGGAUCAAGGCCCCGGAAGGAGAAUCCCAGCCCAUGACGGAGGUGGAUCUCUUCAUCUCCACGCAGAGGAUCAAGGUCCUUACGGCCGACUCCCAGGAGGCCAUGAUGGACCACCUCCUGCAAACCAUCUCCUACAUCGCCGACAUCGGGAACAUCGUGGUCCUCAUGGCCCGCCGGAAACUGCCUCGCCGCGCUGAGGCCUCUGCCGAGAAGCAGCUCUACAAGAUGAUCUGCCACGUCUUCCACUCGGCGGAUGCUCCCUUGAUAGCCCAAGCUAUCGGCCAAGCUUUCAGCGUCGCAUACCAGCAGUUCCUGAGGGCCAGCGGCAUCGACCCCGACCAGCUCCACCCCCGGCGGUGCAGCGACGACGAGGGCGACGAAAGCUUCGUCCAGGGGGAAGAGCUGUACAAUGGCGAUUUGGCGCACUUCUCCAAGCAAGAGAACUGUAAGGAAGUCGUCAUCCACAAACAGAAGGGGGAGAUCCUGGGCAUCGUGAUCGUGGAGUCGGGCUGGGGUUCCAUCCUGCCCACCGUGGUGGUGGCGAACCUCAUGCACAAAGGGGCGGCGGAGCGGUCGGGCAAGCUGAGCAUCGGGGACCGGAUCAUGUCGGCCAACGGCACCAGCCUGGUGGGGUUACCGCUGGCUUCCUGCCAGGGCAUCAUACGGGAUUUGAAAAGCCAGACUGUGGUGAGCCUCAGCGUGGUCCACUGCCCGCCCGUCACCACCGCCAUCGUGCGGAGACCUGAUGCGAAAUACCCGCUGGGGUUCUGCGUGGAGAACGGCAUUAUCUGCAGCCUCAUGCGAGGGGGGAUCGCCGAGAGGGGCGGGAUCCGCGUGGGACACCGGAUCAUCGAGAUCAACGGGCAGAGCGUGGUGGCCAUGCCUCACGAGAAGAUCAUCCAGAUCCUGACGCAGGCAGUCAGCGAGGUCCACAUCAAAACCAUGCCAGCGUCAACCUACCGUCUUCUGACUGGCCAGGAGCAACCCGUUUUCCUAUGAAGGGAGGAUUUUUUGGGGGGAGGUGUGUGUGCAUGGAAAUCUCCUGCAUCUGUUUAAUAUGUUGCAUGCAACCCCUUCUUGCUUCGCAAACCAGACUCUGUGCACCCAAAGGGGUUCCUCUCUGAAUUCAGGCACGGCUGCCUCUCAUCGGGACUUUUUCC